Molecule: messenger RNA, 1734 nt
Organism: Penicillium salamii
Lineage: Eukaryota; Fungi; Ascomycota; Eurotiomycetes; Eurotiales; Aspergillaceae
Source: the annotation of a GenBank genome assembly
AUGGCCGACAACAAGGAAGGAAAAGGCGGAGGUGGUGGAAGGCGUAAGAACCGCGAUAUGGGACGAGCCGAGUGGAGUCGUCAAGGAAUCGACAAGCGACAGCGCCUUGAGCAACAGGCUGAAGCGAAGCGCCGCAAGAUAGAGAAUGGUGAAGAGGCCGCUCUGCCUAUUUACGCCACUCAGUUCUCCAAGGAUGAGAUUGACGGAGAAGAGCGGCGCCCGAAGAAGAAGGUCGCGCUUCUGCUUGGAUAUUCGGGUACUGGAUACUCCGGAAUGCAGCUGAACGAGCAAGCACGUACCAUCGAGGGGGACCUCUUCUCGGCCCUAGUUAAAGUCGGUGCGGUCUCGAAAGCGAACGCAGCGGAUCCCAAGAAAUCGUCAUUCGUCCGUUGUGCCCGCACAGACAAGGGUGUCCAUGCAGCUGGCAAUGUGGUUUCAUUGAAAAUGAUUGUCGAAGAUGAGGAUAUUGUCCAGAGGAUCAACGACCAGCUCAGUCCCCAAAUCCGCGUGUGGGGCUACGAAGUUACCAGCAAGAGCUUCAGCUGCUACCAGAUGUGUGAUUCACGCGUGUACGAAUAUUUGAUGCCCAGUCACUGCCUUCUGCCGCCUCACCCGAGUACAUACCUCGGCCGGAAGAUCGUCCAGAUCGCCGAAGAGAAAGGCGAGUUGGAUGCUGUCAAGAGCCGACAGGAAGAGGUCGCGAAUUACUGGAAUGAGGUUGAUGAGCAAUACAUCAAGCCAAUCCUCGAAAGUCUACCAGAAGACAUCCGCGCCAUCGUGGAGAAGUCCCUGUUCCAAGACGACCAGUCUCGCGAUGCCCUCGAUCCUACCGCAGAGGCUGAAGAGCCUUUGCCUGCUUCAGAGACGCCUGCGGAGACCCAGCCGAGUGAGCCUCAAGUCGAUGAAUCAGGGGAACCCCUGCCAUUCGUCUUGGAGCCUCGACAAAGGGCCAUCAUUGACGCAACCAAAGCCGUCAAAGCCGCCUACCUCAAAGCCCGACGGGCGUACCGCGCCCCGGCCACCCGAAUCAACCGCCUGCAAGAAUGUCUCUCUCAGUACGUCGGCACCAGCAACUUCCACAACUACACAAUCCAAAAGGCGCACAACGACCCAUCUGCCAAACGUCACAUCAAAUCCUUCAAAGUCAACCCGACGCCCAUCAUUAUCGACGGCACAGAAUGGCUCAGUCUCAAGGUCCACGGUCAAAGUUUCAUGAUGCACCAGAUCCGCAAGAUGGUCGCAAUGGCCGCCAUGGUCGUCCGCGCAGGAUGUCACCCAGAUCGCAUCCCCGAGACAUACGGACCAGACCGUAUUGCCAUCCCUAAGGCACCGGGCCUGGGUCUUCUUCUCGAGCGUCCUAUUUUCGACGCUUACAACAAGAAAGCACAGGGCAAUGAGCGGUCGCCUAUUGAUUUCGGCCGAUGGGAGACAGCCAUGAAUGAAUUCAAGCAGCGGGAGAUUUAUGAUCGUAUCUUCCGUGAGGAGGAAGAACGUGCCGGCUUCGGAUCCUUCUUCAAUCACAUUGAUCAUUUCCCCGCCGAAUACUUCCUCUACGUCACUUCUGGUGGUAUCCCGGCUGCUAAGCUUGCAACUGCGACUACUCCCCAUGAGCCUGGCAGCCCGAAGGGCCGGACUCGCAACGGUCAGCGCACCCAGCGGGAAGCACUUGCUGCUAUUGAGGGUGGGUCUGAUGACGAGGGCAAAGCUCCAGCUGGUGGAGAGGAGGAGGGUUAA